GACGAUCUGCACUCAACUCACCAGCCUGGCCCCUUCACCACAUGGCAAGUGGAGCAAAAAUAGUAGCCGUUAACUGAGGGUGUUUUUGGGAGCCUGUAUUUGGUAAUUAAAAAAAAAUAUUCCAGCUAAGAAAAUGUCCCAGUUACAGGCGAGGUUCUUCACAGAAAACAAAAGAUAUGUUGUAGAUGACGUCCCGUUCUCCAUCCCAGCGUCCUCUGAAGUGCAGGACCUCAGCAAUGUUAUCAAUAAGCUGUUGGAGGCAAAAAAUGUAUCUCACAAAAAAGUGGAUUUUGACUUCUUGGUCAGGGGUCAGUUCCUGCGAACACCUCUGGCUGAUCACAUGGAAACAGAGGGAAUAUCAACGGAAGAUGUGGUGGAGAUCGAGUACGUAGAGCGGAUCACAGCCCCAGAGCCAGAGGAGUGCAUGAUGCACGAUGACUGGAUCAGCUCCGUAGACGCCGACACUGAAUGGAUCCUUACCGGGUCGUAUGACAAGACCGCGAGGAUAUGGUCUGUGGAGGGCAAGGCUGUGAUGACAGUGGCUGGGCACACAGACGUGGUCAAAGAUGUAGCCUGGGUCAAAAGAGAUGGUCUGACGUCUCUGCUGCUGACGGCCUCUCUGGAUCAGACCGUGCUGCUGUGGGAGUGGAACUCCGAGAGGAACAAAGUGAAAGCCAGACACUGUUGUCGGGGACACACGGGAAGUGUGGACACGGUUUCAGCUGACCCCACAGGCUCAAAGUUCUGCAGCGGAUCCUGGGACAAAAUGUUAAAGAUCUGGUUGGCAUUGCCCUCAGAUGAGGCCGACGAGGUCGAGGAACCCGCCGACAGACCAAGAAAAAAACAGAAGACUCAGCAGCUGGGGCUGACCAGGACCCCCUUAAUGACGUUAUCGGGGCACAAUGAGGCGGUGUCCUCCGUCCUCUGGUGCGACAGUGAUGAGGUCUGCAGCGCUUCCUGGGACCACACCAUCCGGGUAUGGGACGUCGAGACGGGAAGAAUGAAGACCACACUGACGGGCAGUAAAGUGUUCAAUUGCAUCUCCUACUCCCCUUUGUGUCGACGGCUGGCCUCAGGCAGCACCGACAGACACAUCAGGCUCUGGGACUCUCGAACUAAAGGUACCACUGUGGCCACAGAUACUUUCAGAGUCAAGACCUUUUCCUCCUCUCGCCUCCCACACUCACCCCUUUCCUUACCAGAUGGAGCUCUCGUGUUGCUGUCUCUGACCUCGCACACCGGUUGGGUCACGGCCGUGAAGUGGGCACCGUCACAUGAGCACCAGCUCGUCUCUGGCUCUCUCGACAACCUGGUCAAGCUUUGGGAUGUCAGAAGCUGUAAGGCCCCAUUGUACGACUUGGCAGCCCAUGAGGACAAAGUAUUUUGUGUAGACUGGACAGAAAGCGGGCUCAUGUUGAGCGGGGGAGCAGACAACAAGUUGUACACGUACAGAUACUCUGCUGGUCCGACGGAUGCAGGGGCAUAGCCAAGUCUGAAGCAUCUGCCAAAAUACAGACACAUUGGAAGACCGGAUUAAAAAAAAUCCCUGUCAUCAAUCUCGGCCGUCUGAGUCGUUUCCCUGUUUUUUUACACAUAUUUUCUUAAGGCUCCUCUUUGUUUCCCUCUUGUCCAAGCACAUUAUAAAUUAAUUUUGCUUUCUCAAAUCACGUCUUGUUGCCUUCUUUUCUCACCACUUUGGUUUAUCUAAACAAAAAGAAAUGCAAUGGAUUUCA
Messenger RNA from Menidia menidia (Atlantic silverside), 1733 nucleotides. Lineage: Eukaryota; Metazoa; Chordata; Actinopteri; Atheriniformes; Atherinopsidae. The record is from the annotation of a GenBank genome assembly.